Molecule: messenger RNA, 3251 nt
Organism: Coregonus sp. 'balchen'
Lineage: Eukaryota; Metazoa; Chordata; Actinopteri; Salmoniformes; Salmonidae
Source: the annotation of a GenBank genome assembly
AUGUCGUCGAAGGAUAAGCUGGAGGGUCUGGUGAAGCGUAUGGAGGUGACCCUGACGGAGAUGGAUGCUCUGAAGCUCCACUGUGGGAAGCAGAGCGAGGAGCUCAGCCUGCUGGUGGUGGACCUGCGCAGGGAGAACCAGGAACUGCUGGAGAAAUACAACCAGCUGGCUGCAGAUAUGAAGGAAGCCAAGGAGAUCAUAGAACAACUACAGGACACCAAGUACGCCUUCGACGCCAAGGAGAGGCAAGCCCGCAAACUCAGCAAGCAGCUGUGAGAGGAAUCCAGGGAGAGUGGGUGAAACGGGCUCAGGAUCUGAGGGAGAACCCACUGGUCACAGACUGGUUGAAUCAAUGUUGUUUCCACGUCAUUUCAACAAAAAUAUUCAACCUGGUGACGUUGAAUGAAUGUGUUUGGGGAAAACUGAUUGGAUUUGCAAAAAGACAACAUAAAGGAAAUUCUGGAAUUUUGGCCUUUUUUUCAGUCAACUUUGAAACUAAAUCCAGUGAUGCGGUUAACAUUUUUGUUUAUUUCACUUUGAAUUAAUGUUAUUUGACAACUCAAUAAAAUAUAAAUCAAAACGAUAUAUAUCUGUGCACAGUGGGAUGGGCUCUGAGGGUCUGGGGAGGAGGAGGAAGAGGAGGAAGAGGAGCAGAAGGGAACUGGGUGGAAAAAUAAGGGUGGCUGGAUUGGAUGUACAGUAUGUAGGAAGAAAAGGCCUGUUUUGUUGAGAGGGAAUAGGGCAGGGGUUGAGUUGUUGAGAGGGAAUAGGGCAGGGGUUGAGUUGUUGAGAGGGAAUAGGGCAGGGGUUGAGUUGUUGAGGGAAUAGGGCAGGGGUUGAGUUGUUGAGAGGAAUAGGGCAGGGGUUAGUUUGUUGAGAGGGAAUAGGGCAGGGGUUGAGUUGUUGAGAGGGAAUAGGCAGGGGUUGAGUUGUGAGAGGAAUAGGGCAGGGGUUUGAGUUGUGAGAGGAAGGGCAGGGGUUGAGUGUUGAGGUGGUGAUUGUUAUUCUCUAAUGUAUGACUUAUUUAUUUAUGUCUGAGUGGUGCGAGUGUAGUUAUGGUGUGUACAUUUAACCAGCAACGAGGAUCGGAUUAAUGUAAAGUGAAGUAAAUCCAAUGUGAACUUAAAUGCUGUGGCUUAGUGUGUACUUUAAAGCUGUAUUUAGAUGUAAUGACCAAGACAACAGAUUGGGGAUUUCUGUGAGGGGAGGAUGUGGGGACUGUGGAUUCUAGCAGAUUGGGGGACGUCAUCAUGGCUAGUAUGGGUUAUAUGGGGUGUACUGUAAUGGAGACAUUUAAAAGGGAUGGACUAGAGGGAGUGAGGACCAUAGAGAUGGACUAGAGAGAGUGAGGACCAUAGAGAUGGACUAGAGAGAGUGAGGACCAUAGAAUGGACUAGGGGAGUGAGGACCUAGAGAUGGACUAGAGGGAGUGAGGACCAUAGAGAUGGACUAGAGGGAGUGAGGACCAUAGAGAUGGACUAGAGAGAGUGAGGACCAUAGAGAUGAACUAGAGGGAGUGAGGACCAUAGAGAUGGACUAGAGAGAGUGAGGACCAUAGAGAUGGACUAGAGGGAGUGAGGACCAUAGAGAUGGACUAGAGGGAGUGAGGACCAUAGAGAUGGACUAGAGGAAGUGAGGACCAUAGAGAUGAACUAGAGGAAGUGAGGACCAUAGAGAUGGACUAGAGGGAGUGAGGACCAUAGAGAUGGACUAGAGGGAGUGAGGACCAUAGAGAUGGACUAGAGGGAGUGAGGACCAUAGAGAUGGACUAGAGGAAGUGAGGACCUAGAGAUGGACUAGAGGGGAGUGAGGACCAUAGAGAUGGACUAGAGGGAGUGAGGACCAUAGAGAUGGACUAGAGGGAGUGAGGACCAUAGAGAUGGACUAGAGAGAGUGAGGACCAUAGAGAUGGACUAGAGAGAGUGAGGACCAUAGAGGAUGAACUAGACUAGAGGGGAGUGAGGGACCUAGAGAUGGACUAGAGAGAGUGAGGACCAUAGAGAUGGACUUAGAGGGAGUGAGGACCAUAGAGAUGGACUAGAGGGAGUGAGGACCAUAGAGAUGGACUAGAGGGAGUGAGGACCAUAGAGAUGAACUAGAGGAAGUGAGGACCAUAGAGAUGGACUAGAGGGAGUGAGGACCAUAGAGAUGGACUAGAGGGAGUGAGGACCAUAGAGAUGGACUAGAGGGAGUGAGGACCAUAGAGAUGGACUAGAGAGAGUGAGGACCAUAGGAUGGACUAGAGGGGAGUGAGGACCAUAGAGAUGGACUAGAGGGAGUGAGGACCAUAGAGAUGGACUAGAGGGAGUUAGGACCAUAGAGAUGGACUAGAGGGAGUGAGGACCAUAGAGAUGGACUAGAGAGAGUGAGGACCAUAGAGAUGGACUAGAGGGAGUGAGGACCUGUACCAUAGAGAUGGACUAGAGGGAGUGAGGACCAUAGAGAUGGACUAGAGGGAGUGAGGACCAUAGAGAUGGACUAGAGAGAGUGAGGACCUGUACCAUAGAGAUGGACUAGAGGGAGUGAGGACCAUAGAGAUGGACUAGAGAGAGUGAGGACCAUAGAGAUGGACUAGAAGGAGUGAGGACCACAUCAUCAAGAUUCCACCCAGAUCCAUAUUUCCAGAGUCCAGAUAAACCACUAGGCACCACUGGGCUGUCUGUCCACAAUAACAGGUUGUUUGGGAGUUUCUGCCUAAAAGGAGCGAAGGCUACAAUCACUGUGUUCCUAAAACCACCUCACCCCCAAAAGACAGAAGAGGAGCCUCACCCACCCUAAAGAGGAGGGAGGAGGAGGGGGAGGAAGAGGAGGGAGGAGGAGGAGGGGGAAGGAGGAUGGGAGGAGGAGGGGGGAGGAGAGAGGAGGAGGGGGAGGAGAGGAGGAGGAAGAGGGGGGAGGAGGAGAGGAGGAGGGGAGGAGGAGGAGGGGGAAGGAGGAGGAAGGGGAGGAGGGGGGAGGAGGGGGAGGAGGAGGAGGAGGAAGGAGGAGGAGGAGGAGGAGGGGGGAGGGGGAGGGGGAAGGAGGAGGAGGAGGAGGAGGAGGAGGAGGGAGGGGGAGGAGGAGGAGGGGGGAGGAGGAGGAGGAGGAGGACGGGUGGGGAGGAGGAGGAGGGGGGAGGAGGAGGAUGGUGGGGGAGGUGGAGGAGGAGGGGGGGAGUAGGAGGAGGAGGAGGAGGAGGGGAGCCAGUUCUGGAAACACAUGGUGGUAGUUUCCUAACCAUAGUGCAGCUGUGGCGGUUUCCCUGUUUUUAA